Salvia hispanica is the source of this 2118-nucleotide messenger RNA. RefSeq lists its product as uncharacterized. Lineage: Eukaryota; Viridiplantae; Streptophyta; Magnoliopsida; Lamiales; Lamiaceae. The record is from RefSeq and is a predicted model, not a curated record.
UAAAAUCCAGAAGCAUCGAUCAAUCAAAAGAACAGAUUUAAAGAUCAACUAAAAUUUCAUAAUCAAACAAGAGGCCGGCUGGUGUACGAUUUGAAGAUCAACCAAAUUUCACCAUUAAAAAAGAGGACAGCUGCUGGUCGUACAAGUAACAAUAGAUUUGAAGAUCGAAUACAAGUAUUCAACCGAUGCAUACUUCCAGCAAAUAUAAAGGCGACAAAAUCAAAAAAAGAAGAGAAAUACUAGUUGAUGUCUUCGUCGUCGAAAUCGUCCUGGAAGGAGUUGUAGAAAUCCGCAUCGGCAAGGCGGUGGAGGUCCAGAAUCGGCCCCUCGCCGAAGAGAUCCAAUGAUGAAUCGACGUCGUCGACGUCCAUCGCCACCGAGACACCGCCGCUCUGCUCCUCCGCCUCCCCGAAGUAAUCCAUCGCCACCGUCUUCAUCGUGCCUCGCCCUGUCGUUUGGUUGCGAUAUUUAUUUCUCCGCUUGAAGCUUUGAUUUGAUGUGACGACUGGGCUUAUUUAUACGGGCUACAACAGAGACGGGCCUUUAGUUAUGGACCUGGGCCGGACCCUUCUACACUAAAUUAGUUAUGACAAAUUUAUAAUAAUAUUUACUAGUAUCACUUUCAAAAUUUGUGCGAGAAAUUAAACUGUGUUUUACUAAUCCAAAAAUAAUUACUGUAGUUCCAUUGAUAAAAAAUACAAUUAAAAAUAAAAUAAAAAAACAAAAAAACUGUUGUAUGGAUUGGCGCUCUUCCACUGCUAGCAGAUAAGGGAGCCUGUGGCAAUGGCGGUGAUAGAGGUGGCGCUUCAUCUCCACGCGCCUCCGUUUCCCUCUCACCGUGCUUCUGUUUUCCUACAUGCUCCAAUCUCCGGUAUCAUUCUCCAUUGCCGCCCACUUUCUGUCUCCGAUCACCGGUUUCUCCUCCUUCGGCAAUGGCCGCUUCAUAUCUGCCAGUGUCGCCGUUGGGACUCCAACGCUGAAUACUAUGCUGCCGACGAAAUUGAGGAUUUCGACGAGGAGUGGACUGCAGCUCUUGAUGAUUACAUCGAUAGCAUCUGGAUAUUAAAGGUGUUUGGAUCGUAUGGUUGGAUGCUUCCACCUAUUUUGUUGUCGCUGCUGCUAGCGAAUGGUCUAAAAGCGUUUCUUCUGGCAUUAGCUCUGCCAAUUGGACAGUCAACUUUUGCAUUUGCCAUAAACAGGUUCCAGAACCGGGGAAAGGACAAGCCAAAGCGUAAAGACAAGGCGAAGAAGAAGCAAAGGUCACGCUUCUAUAGCUCAAGAGAUGCUGGUUCGGUGGAAUCAUCUGAAUACACUUACAACCAAGGGCCACAGAUGAAACAGAACGGAUAUCAGUCAUGGGGUUCCAAAGAUGAUUUUACUACAAGUAGGAAAACUGCAGCCGAUUUUGGUGGAUGGGAUGAACUAGAUUCGGUGAUGGAUUAUAAUGUAGGCUCUCCCAGAAGGGAACCGAGAAAAACGAGUGGGCCACGAGGUACGUCUGCAAAGAAGGGCAGGAAAAGGAAAUUGAGGGAGAGUGAUGGGCCUUUGUUGCUGAGGUUGCUGAUAUCUGUUUUCCCAUUUUUGAGCUCAUGGACUAAGAUGCUAUAGUCGAGGCUAGUUUGCUUCACCGUCUGUUGCUCGAUCCCAGCCAAGAAAAUGGAAAUCUUCAGAUCACAUUAUGCAGAAAGGUUGGUGAAUUGUGGUGUAGUUUCAAUCUGAAUUUGGAUGAUUACUCACACACGGUUGGUUCCUCCAUGAUGGAGUCAGGCAAGGAUCGCGCCCGCAGCACCACCGUUUGUGAUGUUUUAUAGCCAAAGUAAGUUGUUUUCCCAGAUUUUGCUCUCAACUUCACACUUUCUUGAUGACUGACCAUUUUAGUUGUUUGGUAAUUGACAUGGAGAUAUAUAGAGCAACAUAUUAGCAUGUAUUUGCAUAGUAUGAGAUGUCACUUUUAUGGAUUAUGAGUACUGUGUAAGUUGUCUUACAAUCUCAUCACAUGCUUUUGUACAUGUACACACAAAAGUAUGAAUUCUUUAUAGAACAUAAAGGAUGAAAGUAUAUAUUAGUAAAUGUGAGCAAAUUCACAGCCAAUAUGUUGAUAUUUUAAUUUGAGCUCAA